Messenger RNA from Funneliformis mosseae, 136 nucleotides. The record is from the annotation of a GenBank genome assembly. Lineage: Eukaryota; Fungi; Glomeromycota; Glomeromycetes; Glomerales; Glomeraceae.
AUGCUUGGGACAUGGAAAAUGGACAACACUGCCUUUAAGGACCAGUUUAACCAACCAAUUGACCUCUUUGAUCGACCGUUGGCAACUGAGCUUAUGACCGCAAUUAUUUUUACCGUUUGUGAACGAAAACAUGCUG